Suillus paluster is the source of this 306-nucleotide messenger RNA. RefSeq lists its product as uncharacterized. The transcript is spliced from 2 exons. The annotation marks the transcript as partial. The record is from RefSeq and is a predicted model, not a curated record. Lineage: Eukaryota; Fungi; Basidiomycota; Agaricomycetes; Boletales; Suillaceae.
CCCCCAGGCAAAGAAGCACUGGACCUUAGUUAUGAGGGUGGCAAACAUGAGGCCUUUGAUGGCCUAUCAGAGCAAGUCGCGUCGCUAUCUGUUUGUCGCUAUGUAGACCCACGCACUCGUCAUGAUCGUAUCGAGGUCCAGACUGGGCAUUGGAACAUUCAACUUGAUCGCUUGGUUGAUGUGUAUAUAGACUAUCGUGAUCGCAACUGGCAGGGUGAUGGCGUGCCGAGCAUCCCAGACGGUGUCAUAAAUCCUGAUGGAAGCCAUUGCAUAUCGCUUGCUAAUAUUGAACUAGUUGAUCUAUUU